This is a messenger RNA of Hippopotamus amphibius kiboko, 942 nucleotides long. RefSeq names its product olfactory receptor 1J1-like. The record is from RefSeq and is a predicted model, not a curated record. Gene Ontology annotation, cellular component: membrane. The coding region runs from base 1 to 942 and encodes 313 amino acids. NCBI's taxonomy places the organism in Eukaryota, Metazoa, Chordata, Mammalia, Artiodactyla, Hippopotamidae. Gene Ontology annotation, molecular function: G protein-coupled receptor activity; olfactory receptor activity. Gene Ontology annotation, biological process: G protein-coupled receptor signaling pathway. The transcript is spliced from 2 exons.
AUGACAAGACAGAACCAGAGCAGCAUGUCCCACUUCCUCCUCCUGGGGCUCCCCAUCCCGCCAGAGCAGCAGGGCGUGUUCUUCGCCCUGUUCCUGGGCAUGUACCUGACCACGGUGCUAGGCAACCUGCUCAUCCUCCUGCUCAUCAGGCUGGACUCUCGCCUUCACACCCCCAUGUACUUCUUCCUCAGCCACCUGGCCCUCAUUGACGUCUCCUUCUCAUCUGUCACUGUCCCUAAGACGCUGAUGGACAUGCACACUCAGGAUCAAUCUAUCCCUAAAGCCGAGUGCAUUUCACAGACUUAUUUUUUCAUACACUUUGCUGAUUUGGACAGUUUCCUGAUCACUUUGAUGGCCUAUGACAGGUAUGUGGCCAUCUGUCACCCUCUGCAUUAUACCACCAUCAUGAGUCAGAGUGUUUGUGUCAUGUUGGUUGCUGGGUCCUGGGUCAUAGCUUGUGCUUGUGCUCUUUUGCACACCCUUCUCCUGGCCAGGCUGUCCUUCUGUGCUGACAACAUCAUCCCCCACUUCUUCUGUGACCUUGCUGCCCUGCUCAAAUUGUCCUGCUCAGACACUUCCCUCAACCAAUGGGUAAUCUUCACUGCAGGAUUAACAGCCAUUAUGCUUCCAUUCUUAUGCAUCCUGGUUUCUUAUGGCUGUAUUGGAGCCACCAUCCUCCGGGUUCCCUCUACCAAGAGCAUCUGCAAAGCCUUGUCCACUUGUGGCUCACAUCUCUCAGUAGUGACUCUCUACUAUGGGGCAAUUAUUGGUCUAUAUUUUCUUCCGUCAUCCAACAACACCAAUGACAAUAACAUAAUUGCUUCAUUGAUGUACACAGUGGUCACUCCCAUGUUGAACCCCUUCAUUUACAGUCUGAGAAAUAAAGACAUGAAAGGGGCCUUGAGAAAACUCUUGAGUAAGAAAACAUAUUCUUCCAACUGA